Messenger RNA from Trichomonas vaginalis G3, 1513 nucleotides. Its product is annotated as phage tail repeat-like family. The record is from RefSeq and is a predicted model, not a curated record. The annotation marks the transcript as partial. The transcript has a single exon. Lineage: Eukaryota; Parabasalia; Trichomonadida; Trichomonadidae.
AUGAUUAAACAACAGCAACCACAACAACUUAAGGCACAAACCAUUACAUACGCCACAUAUGCAUAUAAUUCAAAGACGGCAGAACAAACACAAAGGUUGAAAUAUGGAGAUUUGGAGAUAGUAUUGAAAAAUGACCAUUUCGAAUUCGUUUGCAAAGGUGGAGCGGUGAUAUCAAAUAUAAAAGAAAUUUUAUUUAUGAAUUCAAAAAUUAAAGGAAUAACGGAUGAUAUAACAUCAAUUCCACCAGAAGAACAGAGAUAUUACGCAUUAAAUGCAUUUCCUAAAGUUUUGAAGAUUGGAAGAUUUAAUUUAAAUGAGGAAUUCAUAAAAGGUUUCCUAAAUGACAUAAUGAAGAAAGCAGAUAAGGAAUAUGUUAACGAUGAAUUAAUGAAGAAAGCAGAUAAAACAUAUGUUAACGAUGAAUUAAUGAAGAAAGCAGAUAAAACAUAUGUUAACGAUGAAUUAAUGAAGAAAGCAGAUAAAACAUAUGUUAACGAUGAAUUAAUGAAGAAAGCAGAUAAAACAUAUGUUAACGAUGAAUUAAUGAAGAAAGCAGAUGAGGAAUGUGUGGCUAGUGUGUUAAUGAAGAAAGCAGAUAAGGAAUAUGUUAACGAAAAAGAUAAUGAAAUUAAAGAAAAGGUUGAAUGGUAUCAUGAACGGACAUCAAAAAUUUUAAAAACUAAAGCCGAUACAGGGUGGGUUUCAGGAUGUUUAGACCUUAAAGCAGACAAAACUUAUGUUAACGAUGAAUUAAUGAAGAAAGCAGAUAAAACUUAUGUUAACGAAAUAUACCAAAGUUUGAUAGGAACAACAAAAAAUAUUGAAACUAUUGUUGGUGACUUUACUGUCAAUGAAGAAAACAAAUAUUUUAGAUGGGAGUUUGUACACUCCUUAAAAAAUGGUAUACGGUAUAAACUCAUUCCGAAAAAUAACAAUGAAAUGUAUGUAGGUUAUAUAAAGAAUGAUGGUACACAAGUUAAAGUUCCAUUAGACAACAACUGUUACUUAAACUUAUAUGGAGACGAACAAAAGAAAUAUUUAAGAGUUUAUGAAAUGACAGAUAUGACAUUGUCUAACCUAGCUCCAGCACCAUAUUAUUAUGACAAUGGAGAUGAUGUCAGAACACCACAUGUAGAUGAACAAAAGCUAACAUUAUAUUUAGAUUAUUAUAGAUAUAAAAGAUAUAAUGCAAUAGAAAAAACGAGAAUAGUAUACUAUUAUGAAGAUGACAGAAAUAAAUAUUAUAGUCAAGACUUUACCUACCCUGAAAACAUAAGAUUAUAUUAUAAAAAAUAUUCUGACACAAACCAGAAGAAACCUGAAAUAGUUACACUAUAUUUUAAGUUCAAAAGAGACAAUCCUAUAAUAUCUCAUAUGUUUGAUUUAAUGAACCCAGUAGGUUCUAUUUAUACAUCUAUGGAUGCAAGAGGUCCUCAAGUAAUGUUUGGUGUUGGUGCAUGGCAACAAAUAGUUGACAGGUUUUUGUAUUGUGCUAACUCAUCAAAGGAAACAG